AAUGAGCUCCGCGAUGUUAGUAAACAGUAGUGUGGACUGUCAGGCCCAGGGACGUGUCUGAGCUCCUGAAGGAUCGCGCUGUUCGGACUGAUCUGUGCGCGGCCGUGUUUAAACGUACAGACCCUGAACGUCCUGACGAACGUAAAGGAAGCCUCUGGACCUUUCAGUGUCUGCAGACUUUAUAGUUAUAUAACAUAUUUAAUUGUAGAAGUUUUUUGUUCGCGUAUUUGCUUCUCCUGCUACGGCUGCUCGAAAAAAUCCAGCGUCACUUUCUAAAUAUAAAACAACUCAAACGAUCCAUAAAAUCACAUGUAUUAUGAACCCUGAAGAUCUUGACUGAUGAUGCAGGUGAUUGAGCAUCCUGUGGAGAAACUGCGCUCAGCCCUCCGCUCCACUCGGAAGGACCUGAUUCAGACCUAUGAGCAGUACAGCCGAGAAGAAAAGAGGCUGCUGGAAGAGGGUCUCCUUCCUGGCAGUCCACUGUUCAGACCCGUCACUGUUCACUCUGAUUCAGACUGGAUUCCUUCACACCCUGAAGCACCUCAGGAUUUUCUGAGCUUCUACAGCAACCCAUACCGCAGCACACCUAACAAUGGCCAUAAGACCAUCUACAUACAGACUAUUGGCUCUUUCGGUGAAGGAGUUGGGAUCACUGAGCAGUAUGUGGAGUGGCUGAGAGGAUACUGUCAGGCGUUCUACUACGGCCUGGUGGUUAAGCUUCUACCACCAGUAACAGUCGCGUCCACAGGCUGUACCUUCCGUGUCAACAGCAAUACCCAUAACCUUCAGCUUCACGCUGGAGAACUGCUGAAUUUUCUGAAAAAGAAGAAGCCAAAAGAUGCAUUUUGCAUUGUGGGGAUCACAAUGAUAGAUCUGUACCCAAAAGACUCCUGGAAUUUUGUUUUUGGCCAAGCAUCUCUUACUGAAGGAAUGGGAGUUUUCAGCUUUGCCCGGUAUGACGAUGACUUUUACACAAGAAAUUAUGCAGGACGGCUGAAGAAGGCAAUAAAGCUGAAGCCAGGAGACUACAGCGUAUUCCAGGGCUACUAUACACCUCCAAUCACCAGCACUCUGCUCUUCCGCUCAUGUAAGACCUUGACACAUGAGAUUGGGCACAUAUUUGGCAUCAAACACUGUCUUUGGCUCCAGUGUGUUAUGCAAGGCUCCAACCAUUUAGAAGAAUCGGACCGUCGGCCACCGGAUGUCUGCCCCAUCUGCCUGAGGAAGCUACAGUCCGCCCUUGGCUUUAAGAUAGCUGACAGGUACAAGGCUUUACUACAUUGGAUAGAGAAUGAAGUAAGCUGUUCUGGACAACACUUGGGCAAACCCACUCAAGCUUUCCAAGGCUUCAGGGAAUGGUUAUGUAAGUGUCUAAGCAUACUGGAAGAUGAAAUAUUUUAAUUAUGUUACACUCUGGUGAGGAUGAAACAUGGAAAGAUAUUAUUUGAUGUAUGGUGGAUUUGGUUUUAUCUAGAUCAAACAAAAAAACUGCAUUUGCCUUUCUCUUUUGCACCUUGAAUGUACAUAGGUUAACCAAUUGAAAGUUUAAUACAAAAUCCAUUAUUGUAAAAUUGAUACAAUACAGUAUUUCAAAAGAUUUUGCUCAGAUUACUUUAUUUCAGAUCAAAAAAUAAAAGUGGUUGUGUGUAAUAAUGAUGUACAUUAUGUUGCUCUUCCAGACAUGCAAAACAUUAUGCAAAAUCAUCCUUUGGGAACUAACACUAUGAACAAUUUCUUCCCAAAUACACAAAAUUCAAGUCUUAUAAUAGUGCUCAGUCUAUAACGGUAUGCUGUAAAAUGGGAAUUACCCUUUUAGAAUUAACUUUCAAGUGUAGACAUUUUCACAUCCUUGGCACAGUAGUUAUAAAAGGCGUUAACUCAGACUGACCUUCCCUUUCUCAUGCUCACAUUGAUAUAAACCUGAGUUCUAUUAAGUGUUCACAUGCUGAAGCUCUAUAUCUGAAUAGCUCUUCACAUUAAAGUAGAUCAGCUUACAGACAGUGGAGGAACAGUCACAUGGCUGUUCUCCCCAGGCAGCACACUUUUCAUAACAUGAGCAGUAAAGUCUAGAUUUCUGAAGUGGUGUGUCCUAUAAUUUAACAGUGAUGUGAAAGCAUUUACCUCGAUUUGACACUUUUACUGACCUAAAGUCCUAAGAUUGAUAAAUAUUAUGUCAGUGUCAUCACAAAAGAACAUAAUUGGUCCCAAAAUGUGAACAUAAAGUUAAGUGCAGGAGUAACUAUGCAGUAGACUGUCAGUGUGAAAAAAAUCAGCAGAAACAAUUUUAAUAAAAAAUGAUUAAAUAAUUAAUUAUUAAAAUGUGUUCAUCUUUUUUAAAAAAAUGAAAUGAUUAAAAGAGUGCUCUGUGUUUUUGUACAAUGUACUAUUGCCUUUUAUCUCAAUUCACUGCAAUGUCAAAGUGGUCAUUAAGGGAAGCCUAAUACUGCACGUAAUAUCUUCAAUAAGUUAUUUUAUGAUAACUGUAUCUUACGGUAUCACAUUUCUACAAUCAUUCAUUAGUCCAUUUUUAGCUUUUGCUUGGUGGUGAUCUCUUAUUCUGUGUAAGCUGUCAGCCUUGAUCACCUUCUGCUUUCUCUUCUGUUUCUAAAUACUUAUUUGAUGAAUUACCUUAUUAAUUUAGUUAAUUAAUUCAUUAAUUGUCGCAUGGAGAGAGUCACUUAUCUUGUGUGUUUUCUUGUUUAUUUGCUCCCCGAUUUGUGCGCCCAAUGCCCAGUUAUGCCCUAAUUGGUGUGAAAUAAUAAAGAUCUUGGAUUUUAA
Molecule: messenger RNA, 2778 nt
Organism: Pygocentrus nattereri (red-bellied piranha)
Lineage: Eukaryota; Metazoa; Chordata; Actinopteri; Characiformes; Serrasalmidae
Gene: amz2
Product: archaemetzincin-2
Exons: 7
Coding region: 340-1401 (353 amino acids)
Biological process (GO): proteolysis
Molecular function (GO): metallopeptidase activity
Source: RefSeq, a predicted model, not a curated record